Actinia tenebrosa (Australian red waratah sea anemone) is the source of this 1625-nucleotide messenger RNA. RefSeq lists its product as uncharacterized. Lineage: Eukaryota; Metazoa; Cnidaria; Anthozoa; Actiniaria; Actiniidae. The record is from RefSeq and is a predicted model, not a curated record. Gene Ontology annotation, molecular function: protein binding.
UGGAAAAMAAAGAAGGAMWCRAAAGAYAUGACAGAUCCAUCAAGGUCGAUUUCAGAUAUUUUUCUGGCAAGGCUUAAGAUCAUCAUCGGUUUCUAUCAAGUUUCUUCAGGCACGUUUGAAUCGUUCUCGUAUGUCAACUGGCCAGCACCCAUUCUUAYCGUUAUGAAAUACGCCAAAGCUGUUCAGUUGAACSUUCUYCAAAUAGUCCCCUUGAACUGYAUCCAUGACCAAAUAAAAACAGAUGCUUACACGUAUUUCUUGACAAGUGUCGUCAUAACAGUUGCUGUUGCAGUCACUGGCAUCUUGCUGAACACUGUCAUUACGUUCUACGCUAACAGGAMAUCCUUUUCUAGUACAAGAGAAAAACAGAGRAAAUUCGCUGAAUAUAAACAGAGGAGUAACCGAUGUUUGAUCCUGAUCCUUUUCAUUACUUUCCCAUCGACGUGCACCAGUGUCUUCCAGAUGUUGCCUGCUGCAUGUCACAGGAUCUGCUCGUAUGAUGACCAGAACUGUAAAUCAUACCUCAAAGCUGAUUACUCAGUACAGUGUGACACAGAAAAACAUCAAAUCUAUGGGACCCUGAGCACAGUGACAUUACUGUAUUGCACUGGCUUACCAUUGGCUCUCUUCUUGGUUCUUAAACGUGCACAAGUGAAAAUAAACAAAAACAGUGUCAUCUUGAGCAGCCUUCGUUUUCUGUACGAAAACUACUCACCGAGUUGCUGGUUCUGGGAAAUCUUAGAGCUGGUGCGAAAAAUAUCUUUCAGUGCGAUACUGAUAAUGAUGAACGCUGAGAGCCGAACGAGUUUGGGUUUAACUGCAAUAUUAUCAGGUCUGUAUUCUGUUUUCUUUGCACUCUACAAGCCGAUCGAAGACAUGUUUGAGCACUGGUUGCAAUUGCUAUCCUUGAUGGCAAGUUCUGUUAACUUUACUGUGGGGAUGUUGAUGAAGAUUCCUAAAGAGGACUCGGCGUCUGGGAUCAAAAACGAGGCUGAUGAACUCACGAUCACAAUUCUCCUCAUUGGAACUAACGUUAUCGUAGUUAUAUUAAUCACAGUUCAAUAUCUGUCAAGUAUCGUGGCUAAAAUCACCGAGUUGAAGAAAGAACCUCGAUGUGACGUAUCGUGCUGUCUUGAUGUUCUGCAACUGGUCAGCGAAGCACACGGAGAAGCAUCGGCCAUUUAUACUGAACCCGCAAAUGUCAUGCAAAGAGUAAACAAUGACGGUGGCAAUCAAGGACUUUCGGAUUCUCCRAGUAGCUUCCAGGAGGUUUUAGACCAAGAGGAUGAGCCUGAGGAAAUUAAUGUUGCGAAAUCUGGACAGUGACAUAUCAAGGCAUGACAUUUAUUUUUAUUUUCAUAUUCAUACUUACUCGUAAUUGCAGGAACGUCGUCAUAUUAACAAAAUAACAAAUAGUGAUUAAGGGGGUCUUUAGUGCCUAUUUACAAACUGCGGUUCAGUGCUAUAUGGAAAAGAUUAAAAUAUCCGAGACGUUUUUCUUAUGUUUUAAGUGCUCAUAAAUAUAACCAAUUUGUGAAAUGGAUCGUUCUCGACUGAUAUGUGUGAUAACUUUAUCAUGGCUACGUAUUUAUGACGUCGCAUUCCAAUUAAAAUUUAAAAAAUGA